Messenger RNA from Lathyrus sativus (Indian pea), 588 nucleotides. The record is from the annotation of a GenBank genome assembly. Lineage: Eukaryota; Viridiplantae; Streptophyta; Magnoliopsida; Fabales; Fabaceae.
AUGUCUUCUGAUAUCUAUACUUUUGAUAUUUCUUUCAACCUCCCAAACAUAGCCACUUAUGAUCCUUUCAUUCACGUACUUCAUGAGGAUUUCAACAAUUCUCCACACCCUUUUUCUUUCUCUUCCUCAAUUACCAAUAACCAUCUGGUACCACUAACAAAUCUUGAAGAUUAUCAUAAUAACACACUCAUGGAUUCCUCGAAUUUUCAAUGGCAAGAAUUGAACUCCUCCGAAAAUAGUUUCUUCACCGGACAAAUAAGAAGGGCAAGCAGUGCAGGUGAUUCUCAAACGGAGGAAGCAAACUUGUUGAAAGUAGGGCGUUACAGUGUAGAAGAAAGAAAACAAAAAAUCUCUAAAUACAGAGCCAAGAGAAAACAGAGGAAGUUCAACAAGAUUAUUAAGUAUGAAUGUCGAAAGACACUAGCCGACAAUAGAACGCGCAUACGUGGCAGAUUCGCGCGUAACGACGAAACCAGUGAGAUUCCAAAAACUCCAUCUUCAAAAAUAAAAGAAUACGAAGAUGAAUUAUGGGUUGAUCUGAUUGAAGGAUUAAAUGAAGAUCACACAGCAUGUUUUUAUUUAAGCUGA